UAAGCAUGGGAUUUUACCACCUGUUGGUCACCUUUUGGAAGAUUUUUGUGAUUGCAUUUGCUUUAUAAAGGGGCUAAGGAUCAGUAUGCAUGCAUACAUAUUCUAAUACAAGCAAGGUAAGGCAUCUUUAACACUAAAUCACACUUAGGCUUAAUGCCAGGUCUUAUUUUUGUAUUUCAAUAUUUGUGUUUUACAUCUCCAGAACCGAACCUAUAUAAUUUCUGUCAGCCAUGGCAGUGUUUGAUCAUCUUCGGCUGGUGUUUCUGGCCGUGCUGAUGCUGGCGUCUCAGCUGGACUUUGCGAGUGCCGUUCGACUGUUUGCCAUACAUGCCCGAGACCUCCACGGUGAUGCUGCUGGAAACCCUCCCGAUCCAUUUGUCAAGGUGUUUUGUGCAGGCAUCUUUGGGGGGCAGACAGAAUAUCACAAGGAUAACGCUAACCCUUCAUGGUCUGCAGUGUUCAACUUCCCAGACUGCUUACCAAAUGAUAACCUGAAACUGGAGGUGUGGGACAAAGACCUGAAUUUUGAUGAUCACUUGGGUACAUGUUCCACAAAGGUGCAAUAUGGGACUAACUCCAUUACUUGUCACCUGAGCAGAGGAGUUCUGUAUUACAAGUACGAGCUGGUGCAAUAAAUCUAACCUCCAUUGUAACUAGCCUGAUAGUAAUGAAGUUAACCUAUAUGCUGUCAGUGUGUAUGACUUGUUAACACAAAACACUUUUUGUUCUCCACUACAUAUGGACCCUGAGCUGGGUAGUAACUGAUUACAUGUAAUCUGGAUUAUGUAAUCAGAUUAAAAAUACUGAGUACUUGUAAUGAGAUUAAAUUACAUUUUUAAAAUACUCACAAUCAGACUGCAGUUACUUUAUUAAUGACAUGAUUACGUAUUAUUCACACAAUAGCAAUAAAUUAUUCAGAAAUUAUUGAUUCUCCCUUCACUUUCUAAAAUAGCAUGUCGCUUAUAUAUACAUUCAGAAAAUCUUCCAGUUUUUUGGAUAUGCACACAAAGAUCACACACAAUACAAU
Labeo rohita (rohu) is the source of this 1027-nucleotide messenger RNA. RefSeq names its product perforin-1-like. The record is from RefSeq and is a predicted model, not a curated record. Bases 231 to 635 code for a protein of 134 amino acids. NCBI's taxonomy places the organism in Eukaryota, Metazoa, Chordata, Actinopteri, Cypriniformes, Cyprinidae. The transcript has a single exon.